GGACGUUUCGAAACGACAUAACCACACAGAGCCGGCGUCGAAACAGGGACAACAUUUUUUUCAGGGAUUUUCAAAGGUUUAUCGUCAAAUACUCAUCUCUGGUCAACGAAAUUACGCCUGGGGGUUAUAAAAUAAGUGUGUUAUUGAGAGAACCCCAAAGUUAUCAACCAAAAUAUAUGUUAUACAAUGUUUAAUUUUUUAUGGUUAUGGGGAUAUCAAUCAGUUAAUCAAUGAUUUUAAAACUUACACCAUAUCAUCACCACAAGGCUUUCGUGAAAAACUUCAAUCUUUUUGUGUGUGUGUGUGUGUGUUAGAGAUCUCCGCUUUUGACACUUUUGUUUUUGAACACCUCCAAAAUGAACGCUGUGUGAUGGUAUAGUGCGUACAUUUCAGGAACUUCUAUCAAAGUUUCUCGCUACAUCAGCUCUUCAAUGACCUUUGUUGCUUCACCGACAGUCUACUGAAGGGAGCUAGUUAGAACCAGGGUGAGUCAGAAACAACGUUACGUGCUCUAACUUGUCCACCAUGGAGAGUAUGGAACGUGUCUCCUGCUCAGGUCGGGCAAAUGUCAACUCUUUUAGCCCCGCCUCCUGCAACUAUGGAAUGGGGCGGUUCCUUCCCCGAGCCACGCCCUUUAGUGACUGUAUGCAAAGUGCCGGUAUGGGGAUGGGCCACGCCCCCGGAGCGCCUUUAGGAUACUCCCCUUACUCAGCAGCAGAUUGGAACCUCCUCUACCACUCACACGGGCUAGCCAACAACUCACUCGACAGACAGGUGGGCGGAGCUUUGGGUCACCACCACAGAGCGUCCACGCACUAUUUCUCAAUGACAUCUCCUAAUAUGGUAGGCAGUGGGAAGGAUUACGGCUCUUCUCUGCACCAAUCAAAUGUCUCGUCGUCGGGGAUGGGCGUGGGGGUGGGUAUGGGCAUGGGCGCGAUGGGUGUGGCCGGGACUCACCACUCCUCCCACCACACGCCGACACACCCCGCCUACCCGUCACCGCCACAGAGGACACAGUACGACACGCCCCCCAUGGGUUACCACGCCCUGUGUGGGGGCGGGCCUGUGUCGCCCCAAGGUGGCGCCCCUUCCUGUAUGUCACCGGAUAUAGACAAGAAGGAAAACAAACCAAAAGAUUCCCCUGACCCUUACAAGCUGGACCUGUCGGUCAAGCCCCGCAAAGAGCGCACAGCCUUCACCAAGCACCAGAUCCAGGAGCUGGAGAAAGAGUUCACACUUCACAACUACCUGACCAGGCUCAGGCGCUAUGAGCUGGCCGUGGCUCUGGAUCUCACGGAAAGACAGGUGAAAGUUUGGUUUCAAAACCGCCGAAUGAAAUGGAAACGAGUCAAAGGGACAAAACUGGUCAAAGACAAAGUGGAUGGACAGCUAAAACCAAUCAUGGCGCCGAAUGUGACGUCAACCCAACAUAGCGGCGCCUGCGUCACUUCCGGUCUUCCCGGUGUUCCGCCGGAUGUUUUGGAGAACGGAAGUCGAGACGACGGGGACGAUUUGUCUGACAGUAUGGACGAUAUGUCGGACAUGGCAGGAAUGGCCACGAUGUCCUAACGACCUUCACCUUUCCUUCAUAGACCGUGCGCGCGUUGUUAUGAUUAUGGCAAGGAAAAGAGAGAGGGUGU
This is a messenger RNA of Aplysia californica (California sea hare), 1640 nucleotides long. RefSeq names its product homeobox protein MOX-2. The transcript is spliced from 3 exons. Lineage: Eukaryota; Metazoa; Mollusca; Gastropoda; Aplysiida; Aplysiidae. Gene Ontology annotation, molecular function: DNA binding; DNA-binding transcription factor activity, RNA polymerase II-specific. The record is from RefSeq and is a predicted model, not a curated record. Gene Ontology annotation, biological process: regulation of DNA-templated transcription. Bases 526 to 1569 code for a protein of 347 amino acids.